AUGAGGGAGACCAGGAGGAGCGGUCAGGGGCGGAAGGAUGUGGUUUCUACACUGAAUGUUCAGCACGAUUGCCACAAGGGCCAAUGCUCAAUUGACUUGACAAAGAAAAAGAAGUUGGAGCAGGAAGCCAUUGGUCGUUAUGUGGGCGAAGUGACACACACAGAUAACAUCAACUACAUUGUGAAUUUGGCUUCGUUGUCUUCUGUGGAUGCUCACAGGAACUAUUCUGGGGUAACGGUGGAGGCAGUUGACUGUAAGGAACAACUCAGAGGGGUGCAUGAGGGAUUGGCUCAAUGGCAUCUUGCAGGUACCAAAACUGGACCACCGGAGCCGCCUGUGGUUGUUGAUCCUUCCCUGCUCUGA
Messenger RNA from Puccinia graminis f. sp. tritici CRL 75-36-700-3, 363 nucleotides. RefSeq lists its product as uncharacterized. The transcript is spliced from 2 exons. The record is from RefSeq and is a predicted model, not a curated record. NCBI's taxonomy places the organism in Eukaryota, Fungi, Basidiomycota, Pucciniomycetes, Pucciniales, Pucciniaceae. Bases 1 to 363 code for a protein of 120 amino acids.